Molecule: messenger RNA, 901 nt
Organism: Sinocyclocheilus rhinocerous
Lineage: Eukaryota; Metazoa; Chordata; Actinopteri; Cypriniformes; Cyprinidae
Product: intraflagellar transport protein 140 homolog
Exons: 6
Coding region: 35-901 (288 amino acids)
Biological process (GO): intraciliary retrograde transport
Cellular component (GO): ciliary basal body; axoneme; intraciliary transport particle A
Source: RefSeq, a predicted model, not a curated record
GAAGUCAGACACACAUCGGUUUGAAGUGCAGAGAAUGCUGAUGGAGGACAAUCUAUCACUGGAGAUCUACAUCAAUAAAAUGAAGGACGAGGAUCUGUACAAGUGGUGGGGUCAUUAUCUAGAGAGCCAAUCAGACAUGGAGGCUGCGCUGCAUUACUAUGACCUCGCUCAGGACUACCUGUCUCAAGUGCGCGUGCGCUGUUAUCUAGGAAACAUUCAAAAGGCGAGUGAGAUAGCCAAUGAGACGGGCAACAGAGCAGCAUCUUAUCAUGUUGCACGGCAGUACGAGGGACAGGAUGAAAUUAGCCAAUCGGUGCACUUUUACACACGAGCACAAGCCUAUAAUAAUGCCAUACGACUGUGUAAAGAGAAUAACUUGGACGAGCAGCUCAUGAAUUUGGCACUGCUUAGCAAUCCAGAGGACAUGAUGGACACGGCAAUGUAUUAUGAAGAGAAAGGAACGCACAUGGACCGAGCUGUUAUGCUUUAUCAUAAGGCAGGUCAUGUGUCUAAGGCUUUGGAGCUAGCUUUUGCCACAGAGCAGUUUGGAGCUCUGCAGCUGAUCGCAGAGGACCUGAAUGAAAACAGUGACCCUGCCCUACUAGCACGCUGCUCUGAUUUCUUCAUAAAACACGCUCAGUACCAGAAAGCUGUGGAAUUGCUGGUGGCUGCCAAAAAGUACCAUGAGGCGCUCCAGUUGUGUUUGGACCAGAGUUUGACCAUCACAGAAGAUCUGGCCGAAAGUCUGACGGUGCCAAAAGACUCGUCCCAUCUGUCUGAGGCCGGGAGAAAGGAGCUGCUGGAGAAAAUCGCAGACUGCUGCAUGCGGCAGGGCAACUACCACUUAGCCACUAAGAAAUACACACAAGCUGGAAACAAGAUCAAGAAAGAUUUCAUGUAA